Molecule: messenger RNA, 1053 nt
Organism: Seminavis robusta
Lineage: Eukaryota; Bacillariophyta; Bacillariophyceae; Naviculales; Naviculaceae
Source: the annotation of a GenBank genome assembly
CUUCGUCGAGGUGUGGGUGUCCAACCCGGGAGUUGAUUGUAUGGCCCAGUAGGAUCCCACUUCCCAUCAUCAAUAGGUAAGAUUGGACGCAGCGCAAUUCUUGAUCAAGCCCAUAAAAUCAAAAUCAAAAUUGAGCAAACAGCAAACAACAACAAGCAAACCAGCUCCAAUCACCCUCCAAGUGACCAAUCCAAUUGAAGUCUACCCCAAACAUGAAGAUACAAACAACUUGCCUCAUCUUUGUCUCUGCCAUUCUUGCUCUGAGUACCUCCAUUGAAGGUGCUGGCAUCCGUGGAAGUGACAAUAUGCAAAGGAACUUGAUUGCAACCACCAUCAACAGUGUGAUCAGUUUUUUUGUCCCAAUCUUGAACCUGGCAAUGCGGACAUCACUGGGAGCUGUGGAGCUAGCAGCAAUUGAUGAGAGCAUGGACCUGGGUGAAAUCAACUUGGGCGUUUGCACUGCAUCAGCAUCCCUUUCCUAUGCCUUGGGAGCUGUCCGAGGUCUGAAUUCCUUUCAGAUUGAAACAUUUGAACUUGUUCCUGGCACAGAUCCUGUGUUUGAGACCUCUGGCAUUUUGGGAACAGGUGAAGCCAACUGGAAUGGUACAUGGGUCUUCAAGGCUGGCUUUCAUGACCUCACAGCGGACACAUCAGCAUCCAUUACAGCAGAUGCAUGUGGUGUUGCCAUUGAUGAAUCUGUAGGAGGCUCGAUUGUGGCAACCAACCCCACCAUGAAUAUCCAGAUGACCAUUGCAGGUACCAGUCCCAAUCUGUUGAUGCUGGGUUUGUCCAUGGCGAGCUCUAUUGAUGUGCAACAAGCCGACAUCACCUAUGAUUCCUUGAACCUCAAUAUUGGAGGCUUUGGACAAGACAUUGAUUUUGACAUUGAUGCAUUCUUGGCAGACCUCUUUGUCCGCAACCUCCGAGAGGCUGUUGUUCCUUCUAUUGUGGAACAAUUGAACAAUGACCUGGGAGGUGGACUUGGCUUCAACUGAGCAACAAAUUAGUUUUGAUUACAUGUUACUUUUAAAAUAAUGAUUCUGAAUGUUACAG